Messenger RNA from Symbiodinium sp. CCMP2456, 1302 nucleotides. NCBI's taxonomy places the organism in Eukaryota, Dinophyceae, Suessiales, Symbiodiniaceae. The record is from the annotation of a GenBank genome assembly.
AUGAUGGAAACAUGUGCCACGGUUUGUAACAGCGGCACUGCACCAUCUGCGGUCGACGCCAGUUCUUCUACCGCUUUGGAUGUUUUCGUCGCACAGCACUGGGACUCCCAGGAGGUCGGAUGCGACGUCCGUCAGCUCUCCAAAGUGCUGGAGCGGCCGCACGAACUGCUGCAGAGUGCCCAGCUUCAGCAGCAAGCCCUGCAGGCUUCCCUGCUGCAUGCCGAACAGUCGCUGCUGCAAUCGCGAUUGGUUCUAACGCAGCUGGCCGGGAAGUUGCAUCCGGCACCGACAGCCGCCGCUCCGGCUCAAGAGGCUUUCUCCGAGCCUGUUGUGACGGAGCAACUUGCAGACAUCAAGGGCGAGCCGCAGGGUCCGCUGGUUGCGGAGCCUCCUUCAUCACCGUCGGUGCGUUCGGAUUUCAUGCUGGGUCAGAUUGCGCAGCGGCGGGCGAAACCUACUGUCACUACUCACACUCUGCUAUCGCAGAUGGGGCAUUCUGAGGAGCUCCCAACUCUUUCGAGCGGGUGGUGGCACUUCGCGCAAGUCGUAUGCCGGCGUGCGGUGACCAGCACCCUCUUCGAAUUCCUGAUCCUGUCGGUGAUCAUCGGCAACGCGGCCGUCAUUGGCAUCGAAAGCCAGCUCGGCCUGACUGACCAGGUGCUGGAGUGGGCGCCUGCGGCAGAGAACUUCUUCCUGGUUGUGUACAGCAUAGAAAUCAUCAUGCGCUUGGUGGCGUUCGCUGGGAGGCUUCGCCAGACUUUCGACGGUUGGUUCGCAUUUGAUCUCCUCCUGGUUUUGAGCUCCUACCUGGAGCGACUCCUUGAACUCAUCUCUGGCGAGUCUGCAGAGCAGCUCAUGCUUCUAAGACUGUUGCGUUUGAUCCGCCUGGUGCGCACCUUCCGCAUGGUCCGGCAGGUGCGACCCCUGUGGCGCUUGGUGCAUGGUCUGCUCACAUCCUUGGACACGGUGCUAUCCACCUUCCUCUUGUUGGCACUGGUGCUCUAUGUGUUUGGAGUCCUCGGUUUGGAGAUCAUCGCAAGGAAUGCUAACUUUCAGCUGGAUCCCGUGACCAGCGCCAUCCUGGAGCGGAAUUUCAGCUCGCUGGGCAUGGCAAUGAUCACCUUGGCACAGUUUGUGACGAUGGACUCCAUCGCUUCCAUCUACCUGCCCUUGGUGAGGAUGCAGCCCUGGCUGAUGCUCUACUUUACCCUGCUCAUCUUGAUUGUUUCCAUCUCCGUCAUGAACCUUGUGCCUCUUCACGAGUUCAAGACAAUUAGCCUUUGUGUUGGGCUUGGUAGCUGA